AUGGCAUUCACAGUCACCAUCGAGAAGCGCUCGGCGCCGGGCAAGCCCGCAUCCAAGGGUUUCCCUCUCACCCUCUCUUUCUCCUCGCAAAAAGCCACGCUGGCCGAAGUUAAGAAACAGAUCGCCUCUGCCUCUCGCAAGCUUACCAUCGAACGCCAACGUAUUACUACCGAGGACAAGAAGCCUUUGGUGGACGAUGACAAGUCGCUUGCUGAGUUGGGUGUCGAGGCGGGUCAGACGCUCUACGUCAAGGAUCUGGGCCCUCAGAUCGGCUGGAAGACCGUCUUCCUCACCGAGUACGCCGGGCCUAUCUUCAUCCACCCUCUCUUCUACUUCCUCGGUCCCAAGAUUUGGCACCGCGACUUUGUCCACUCCAAGAUGCAGACGGUCGCCAUGUCGCUUGCUGUAGCCCAUUAUGUCAAGCGUGAGCUCGAGACGCUUUUUGUCCACCGAUUCAGCAACGGCACCAUGCCGCUCUUUAACAUCUUCAAAAACUCGACCCACUACUGGCUUCUCUCGGGCUUCCUCCUCGCCCCCUUCAUCCAGUCUCCCUGGUUCUCGGCUGCUUCAGUCGCAGGCACCAUCCAGGAUAAGGACGCAUUCAUCUACUCCACAGCUGCCGUCAUGGUCCUCGCCGAAUUGGGCAACGCUUACACUCACAUCAUUCUCAAGAACCUCCGUCCAGCCGGUACGAGGGUGAGGAAGAUCCCCAGGGGCUUUGCGUUUGAGUUGGUCUCGUGCCCCAACUACUUUUUCGAGUUUGUCGCGUGGGCGGCGUUCACCGUGCUCACGCUCAACCCGGCCAGCGCGCUGUUUGCCGCGGUCAGCACGAUUCAGAUGUGGUUCUGGGCGGUGAAGAAGCACAAGAACUACAAAAGGGAGUUUGGCAAGGAGUAUCCCAGGCGCAAGGCUAUGUUCCCUUUCCUUGCCUGA
This is a messenger RNA of Sporisorium graminicola, 933 nucleotides long. RefSeq lists its product as uncharacterized. Bases 1 to 933 code for a protein of 310 amino acids. Gene Ontology annotation, biological process: very long-chain fatty acid biosynthetic process. Lineage: Eukaryota; Fungi; Basidiomycota; Ustilaginomycetes; Ustilaginales; Ustilaginaceae. Gene Ontology annotation, molecular function: protein binding; oxidoreductase activity, acting on the CH-CH group of donors. The record is from RefSeq and is a predicted model, not a curated record. The transcript has a single exon.